AGACGAGGUUGGGGGUUAUGUAAACCUCAUUUCCCCACUGUUUUUUGUCGCUCUCCCUGCUCUUUCUCUCUCCCUUCAACCCUAAAGAGCUCUGCAACUCUCAAGGUUCUGUAAAAUAUGGCAGAAUCUGAGGAUAUCCAACCCCUUGUCUGCGAUAAUGGAACCGGAAUGGUCAAGGCUGGGUUUGCAGGAGAUGAUGCUCCUAGGGCAGUGUUUCCCAGUAUUGUGGGGCGCCCUCGACACACUGGUGUUAUGGUUGGGAUGGGGCAAAAGGAUGCUUAUGUGGGAGAUGAGGCCCAAUCUAAGAGGGGUAUUCUAACAUUGAAAUACCCGAUUGAGCAUGGAAUUGUGAGCAACUGGGAUGACAUGGAGAAGAUUUGGCACCACACCUUCUACAAUGAGCUUCGAGUUGCACCUGAGGAGCACCCUGUUUUAUUGACUGAAGCCCCUCUCAACCCUAAGGCAAACAGGGAGAAGAUGACUCAGAUCAUGUUUGAAACAUUCAAUGUGCCAGCCAUGUAUGUUGCCAUUCAAGCUGUUUUGUCUCUCUAUGCCAGUGGUCGUACAACCGGUAUCGUGCUCGACUCCGGUGAUGGUGUGAGCCACACAGUGCCAAUUUACGAGGGUUAUGCCCUCCCCCAUGCCAUCCUCCGUCUCGACCUCGCUGGUCGUGAUCUUACUGAUGCGCUCAUGAAGAUCUUGACGGAGCGUGGUUACUCCUUCACAACCACAGCAGAACGUGAAAUUGUUCGUGACAUGAAGGAAAAGCUGGCCUACGUGGCCCUGGAUUAUGAGCAAGAGCUUGAGACUGCAAAGAGUAGUUCGUCCGUUGAGAAGAGCUAUGAGCUCCCUGAUGGUCAGGUGAUCACAAUUGGGGCAGAGAGAUUUAGGUGCCCUGAGGUCCUCUUCCAGCCUUCUCUCAUUGGAAUGGAAGCGGCUGGUAUACAUGAGACUACAUAUAACUCUAUCAUGAAGUGUGAUGUGGAUAUUAGGAAGGAUUUGUAUGGGAACAUUGUGCUUAGUGGGGGUUCGACUAUGUUCCCUGGCAUUGCCGAUCGUAUGAGCAAGGAGAUAACUGCGCUUGCACCAAGCAGCAUGAAGAUCAAGGUGGUGGCACCUCCUGAGAGGAAGUACAGUGUCUGGAUUGGGGGUUCUAUAUUGGCAUCACUCAGCACCUUCCAACAGAUGUGGAUAGCCAAGGCAGAGUACGAGGAAUCUGGUCCGUCCAUUGUCCACAGGAAGUGCUUCUAGAUAUGGUGGUUUUGGGUUGGUUGUUGCUUUUUUCUUUUCCUUUUUCGGUUUGUGCUUUUUUCACGUGCUCUCUAAGAUUGUUUUGGUUGAGGAAUGGUUGCCUUUUCCUUUGUUUCCCUUUUUCUCUCAUGGGGCUUGAAAUUUUUAUGUCUUCUUUUUAUUUAUAUUCAUAUAAAUUUAAUAUUAUGUGUACUUCAAGAAAAAGGUCGUUUGAAUCCGAGUUCUUUCUUGUUUUUUUUUUUUCUCUCAUUUCUGUGGUCCCCUAAACUUUAUCACCCGACUCUUUUGCCUUUUUCAUUUACACAGUACAAACAUUUGUCUACUUUUGCUCUUUCUUUAAGUUUUGCAUUCGACAGUGGCGACGGAGGACUCGUGAGUUGCUUUUUCUUGAGUAGGGGUAAACAGAGUGGAGGGAGGCCAUGUGUUUCGGAGGCAUGGUGUAGUGAGUAAAGGAAAUGGAAAAGGUAAAAGGUCGGGCCGCCCUAUCAUUCUUGUGUAAAUGAGAGAGAGAGAGAGAGAUGAAGACACCUGCAUUUUGCGUUUGGACUGGCCCUACAGGGAUAAGGACCGGGCUAGGGCGAAGGUUGGCCCAGCCCAUCGCGAACCCAUAUUUGGGAAGUGGUCAUCAACCUUCCCUGCCUGUAUUUUAUGAGGAUGAGGAGAAUCUUUGGGAUUUAAACCUGCUCCUAAUUUGGAGACUGAGGAUUGGAGUGACUUGUUGGAUUUCUGAGCUUUUUAUUAUUUAUUGUUUGAUUGAAGCAUUAUGGAAAUUAGUCAUCUAAAU
Messenger RNA from Amborella trichopoda, 2035 nucleotides. RefSeq names its product actin. Lineage: Eukaryota; Viridiplantae; Streptophyta; Magnoliopsida; Amborellales; Amborellaceae. The record is from RefSeq and is a predicted model, not a curated record.